AUGAACAACAACGCCUCAUCUAGAGCAGUCCAGUGGUUACCACACUACGAACCACACCAAGUUCAAGAGAUCACUCCGUGCUUCAAUGCCAUAAGUAUGACGUCACCAUCAGGAUCUUCCCUCGGAGACGGUGGUGUUGCAGCGGCGCAUGAAACGGCCGGAAGGAGAUCUAGGGCUCCGAAGAGAGCCAUACCAACUACUCUCCUAAAUGCAAACCCUAGCAAUUUUCGAACUCUAGUUCAGAAAUUCACCGGACGCUCUGCGGUUGGUGAAUCCAUCCGCAGAAAAGGUCCGGUGACUCUGGAUUUCAGGUCUCCAACUACAAUCUCUAAAGAAGCCAUUUUUCCGGUCUCCGGAGACCGAAAUAAUUAUGAUAAAAUUCAUGAUCAUGCGCUUACCAGGCAUGUGAGUAGUGAGCAGCGUCACCCGACUUGGUCAGGUGAGGAAGUAAUGACGUUGUAUCAAUCAGGUGAAAAAAGUAACUCGGAAUUUAAUCAAGAUCAUGAUCUUUUGAGAGAAUAUUCGGGCAAAAACAGUUAUGAUGAGAGUUUAGAUCAUAAGGAUUAUUGUUAUCAUGAUUUUUACCUGGAAACGGCAACGUUGGAGGAGUUUAUGCUGAGAGAUCUUGAUUUAUAA
Messenger RNA from Eruca vesicaria subsp. sativa (arugula), 636 nucleotides. The record is from the annotation of a GenBank genome assembly. Lineage: Eukaryota; Viridiplantae; Streptophyta; Magnoliopsida; Brassicales; Brassicaceae.